Molecule: messenger RNA, 2302 nt
Organism: Coregonus sp. 'balchen'
Lineage: Eukaryota; Metazoa; Chordata; Actinopteri; Salmoniformes; Salmonidae
Source: the annotation of a GenBank genome assembly
AUGGCUGCGUACAUGUCAGCGAGCCGUUUAGAACAUGCUUUUAGUACAAAUGAUUUUGUACCAGAAUGGGCACAAGAAGAAGUUAGCACUGGGGUGAGGAAAUUUAAUAUAGCACCCUUCCUUUUACACAUGUUUAAAUGAGUUGCCCAAGCUGAACGCCAGGACAUUUACGUGGCUAGCUAGCUUAGCUAACAAUGAUACUGCAGAAGCGCUCGUCUAUUCGACGCUAGUUAGCUAGCUCCAGCAUCUUACAGCUGAGCCAGAUCUUGCACGGAAGCACGAUGUUGAAUUGCAUAGAAUUCUACGUCGGGCAGAAAUGAGCGUUUGAAUCCGGAAAGUUUGGGCUCACGACUUCUACAAGCCAGAAAGUUGAAUAAAGUGACAUUUUAACGUAGUGUACCGGUUGUCUAUGGGGUAGGAAUGUGAGACAAUACAUCCACAGGAAAGUAUAAUUACAUAAUAAUAUGCCAUUUAGCAGACGCUUUUAUCCAAAGCGAUUUACAGUCAUGCGUGCAUGCAUUUUUUUUAUUUUAUUUUUUGUGUAUGGGUGGUCCCGGGGAUCGAACCCACUACCUUGGUGUUAUAAGCGCCGUGCUCUACCAGCUGAGCUACAUGCAAUUCAACGUCUUGUUUCCAGGCAAUGCCAGAUCAUGACGUUGCUAGACAGUUAGCCAUUAGUCUCUUCUACAUAGCUAAUGUAAUUGGGAUUAUUUUCACCUAAAUAAAGCGAUAAUUGAGUGCUGAUUUUACAUGUCUAAUUGCAGACAACCAUUAUGGCAGUGGAGUUUAAUGGAGGGGUUGUGAUUGGUGCUGACUCCCGAACAACAACAGGGUAAGUUAGAUCAAGCAGCUAAGUUUAGGUCUUGCUGACUUCCUGAUCUAGGUAAUAGCAAUACUAGCUUGCUGAUUAUGUCGGCCUCAAUUCCACAAACAUUUUCAUAAUGUGCCUUUACUGCCUUGUGCAGCCAAAAAGUCACAAUCCUUCUCUUUUCCAUCUGUUUGUAGCGCUUACAUUGCCAAUCGAGUUACUGACAAGUUGACUCCCAUUCACGACCACAUCUUCUGCUGCCGCUCUGGGUCUGCAGCUGACACACAGGCUGUUGCUGAUGCAGUCACCUAUCAGCUGGGCUUUCACAGGUAACACCCUAGGGCCUAGGUGACAAAUACCUUUAACCAAAAAGAACUCAGCACACAGCAAUAGUGGGUCUCUCGAUACCACCCAAAAAUAAUGUCUAAAGCGUGUCUGAUUCUACGUUUAUUCACCAUGAAAUGUAUCUUCUCUGGACCUGCUGCAGUAUUGAGCUGGAUGAGCCUCCACUUGUGGAAACGGCAGCCAACCUCUUCAAGCAGAUGUGCUACAGAUACAGAGAGGAACUGAUGGCUGGCAUCAUUGUGGCUGGCUGGGAUAAAAGAAAGGGUGGACAGGUGAGUUCCCAGCAUCUGUAUUUGGAUCAUACACACCAACCACUUUUUCCCCAUUGUCUCAAAGAAUUGUAUUAUGACCCUUCCCUACUCUUCCCCAGGUGUACACAGUCCCAAUGGGAGGGAUGAUCGUGAGGCAGCCAGUGUCAGUAGGGGGUUCUGGUAGCUCCUACAUCUAUGGCUUCAUGGAUUCUAACUACAAGCCUGGAAUGACCAAGGAAGAGUGCCUUCACUUCUGUACCCAGGGUGAGUAGGGCCAGAGGUUGACAGUCUCAUGUAGCUCAGUUGGUAGAGCAUGCAGUGCCAGGGUUGUGGGUUCGAUUCCCACUGGGGACCAGUACUUAAAAAGUAUUACAAUGUAUGCACUCACUACUGUACGUCGCUCUGGAUAAGUAGCACACUGGUGGGUAAUUCUGGUCCUGGAGAGCUGCAGUGUGUGCAGGCUUUUGUUCAAGCCCUGCAGUAACAAAGCUGAUUGAAAUAGUCCUAAUAUUGUUGUUCUAAAUUGAAUCCCCUGAUUACACGAUGAGUUGAUUAUUUGAAUCAGUUGGGCUUGAACAAAUGCCUGCACACACAUCAGCCCCUGUAGCCCACCUCUUCUCUUCACAAUGUCAUUAGGCUGUUUCAAAUGUCUUCAGCUACUGCUUUUCUAAUCUCUGUUCACUCAUGAAUCAUGACCACUGAAAAAUACUUGUUAGUUGAAUAUGAUGGGACACAGGCUGUGUUGUUAAUAUGUCCCUCUCUCCAUUCAGCCCUGGCGCUUGCCAUGGAGCGGGACGGUUCUAGUGGAGGAGUGGCCCGUCUGGCAGCCAUCACAGAGGAGGGCCUGGAGAGACGGGUUGUUUUGGGAAACCAGCUGCCCAAAUUCUCCAAUGCCUAG